CGCUGCGCUUUGUGAAUGGUACGGCAUCUUCUGGGACACAUGACAGGUCCGCUGUCAUGUCAGCAGUCUUAGUCAUCCCCUGUACUGUGUUCGCAGUCUCUGGUCAUCCCCUGUACUGUGUCCGCAGUCUCUGGUCAUCUCCUGUACUGUGUCCGCAGUCUCCGUUCAUCUCCUGUACUGUGUCCGCAGUCUCUGGUCAUCUCCUGUACUGUGUUUGCAGUCUCCGUUCAUCCCCUGUACCGUGUCCGCAGUCUCCGGUCAUCUCCUGUACUGUGUCCGCAGUCUCCGGUCAUCCCCUGUACUGUGUCUGCAGUCUCCGUUCAUCUCCUGUACUGUGUCCGCAGUCUCUGGUCAUCCCCUGUACUCUGUCCGCAGUCUCUGGUCAUCCCCUGUACUGUGUCCGCAGUCUCCGGUCAUCUCCUGUACUGUGUCUGCAGUCUCUGGUCAUCUCCUGUACUGUGUCCGCAGUCUCCGGUCAUCUCCUGUACUGUGUCCGCAGUCUCUGGUCAUCCCCUGUACUGUGUCCGCAGUCUCUGGUCAUCCCCUGUACUGUGUCCGCAGUCUCUGGUCAUCUCCUG
Molecule: messenger RNA, 578 nt
Organism: Staurois parvus
Lineage: Eukaryota; Metazoa; Chordata; Amphibia; Anura; Ranidae
Source: the annotation of a GenBank genome assembly